GUUAGAACGGGCGGGCGUUCGCAUGGACUCGGAGCCAUUUCCUCCCAUUCUCUGUCGUCUCUUUUGAAACCACCAAAAAAUUGUUAUCUCUCUCCUCGUCCUUUUCUCAAUCCACGACGCGUGCUCUCCAAGCUAUUGAAUUUAUCUUUUCGAAUUCCGCCAUCGAUCUCAAGUUUAUCUCUUUGGGCACAACAAGGUUUUUCUUAGAGACUUUGGGGGAAUUUGCGGGUGAUUUGAAUUUUUUGUGGAUUUCUAGGGUUUAGGGCUCGGAUGAGUAGCGAAUCGGAUAUGGAUCGCGAUGCGGGGGGAUUGGAGCGGUUGAAUGAUUUGGACCCGCUCCGCGAGAAGGAGAAGCUGCUUGAUUCGGCGGAGGGGAGCACAAGCGAGAUAAAAGAUGAGGAGAUCGAGGCUGGCUCUGCUGCUUGCUGCAGGAUUUGCCUCGAAUACGAUGGCGAGCCAGGUGAUGAGUUAAUAUCUCCAUGCAUGUGCAAGGGAACACAACAGUUUGUUCAUCGUUCAUGUCUUGAUCAUUGGCGUUCAGUGAAGGAAGGAUUUGCUUUUUCUCAUUGUACUACAUGUAAAGCGCAGUUCCAUCUUCGAGUGGAACAAAUAGUGGAUCAGUCAUGGCGGCAAAUGAAGUUUCGUAUUUUUGUAGCCAGAGAUGUCCUCCUUGUGUUUCUGGCAGUGCAGACAGCAAUUGCUACUAUUGGUACUUUUGCAUAUUUCUUGGAUAAAAAUGGGAGUUUCAGAAAUUCUUUCAGUGAUGGUUGGGACCGCAUAUUGUCAAAGCAUCCCAUACCCUUCUACUAUUGCUUAGGCGUCUUGAUAUUCUUCGUGCUAUUGGGCUUCUUUGGCUUGAUAUUGCAUUGCUCUUCCCUCAAUAACAAUGAUCCAUGCAUGGCAGGGUGCCGCAACUGCUGCUAUGGAUGGGGCAUCCUGGACUGUUUCCCUGCUUCCAUGGAAGCUUGCUUUGCCUUGGUAGUUAUCUUUGUUGUUGUUUUUGCCAUUCUAGGCAUUGCAUAUGGUUUUCUUGCAGCUACUAUGGCCGUCCAGAGGAUAUGGCAGAGACAUUACCACAUCCUUACAAAGAGGGAGCUCACUAAGGAAUAUGUAGUAGAGGACCUACGUGGAUGUUACACACCUCCAAAGCUGGACCAAGAGCAUGAAGAGCGCCUGAGAUUGCUCAAGCUUCUUUGAUGGCGACCGAACAAUAUUUUCCUUUUGUAGAGUGUUGGAGUAUUUGUUGAUUGUAAUCUGGUACAUAUCUGAACCUGAGAUAUUGAAAUAGAUAAAUCGAUGUAACAGCUUGGUUGCUUGGCAUUUUAAUUGUCGAUUGUUUGUGAUGGAA
Molecule: messenger RNA, 1348 nt
Organism: Asparagus officinalis (garden asparagus)
Lineage: Eukaryota; Viridiplantae; Streptophyta; Magnoliopsida; Asparagales; Asparagaceae
Exons: 6
Coding region: 271-1197 (308 amino acids)
Molecular function (GO): zinc ion binding
Source: RefSeq, a predicted model, not a curated record